AUUAAAAAAGGAAAUUAAAAUGAAUACGCCAUUUAAUGCACGGGGCUGCUCCCGAUCGGUGCAUGGACGAUCACGUGUGGUUGGUGGAUACCGCCCACGCUAUUAUUUCCGUCGUAAUGGUCUUGUCAUUCCUGUAGGCGCCAAUGGCAACAAUCGAGGACGACAAGAGCAAACUCAAAACCCAAGAGGAAGGAAAUCUUUAGGUUGCAAUUUUUCUCGCCGAGUAACACGGAAGCAUGCAGGUUCUUUAAACUGUAGCUUUUUACUUCCGGAAAACUAUGCUAUGCCAGAGGAUGGUGUGCAGGUCCCCUGUAUAAAGCUAGACAAUCCUAAAUCCUACCCUGGCUGGCGCCUUUAUUUUAUACACGAUCCGCACACAGCAAAUAGUGAACUUGAAAAGCGCAUUCUUGCCGCCCAGGCGCACUAUCAACGCAAUCCUCUAAAAUAUGACAUAGAUAGCAUACGAAAUAGCAAAGCCGUGCCAAUCAUAGUGGGUAACAUCAUCCACGACGACCAACUGACAACGGAGUGGCCCACGCUUCAACAAAAUAUGUGCGAACAACCGCUGCGCACCAUGGCCAUCCUAGGACUUGCCAUGCACACCGUUAUCUGUAACUAUCGAUUAGACGCUGCAAACACAAUGCUAACCACUACCACAGAGGACUACUAUAAGGAGCAUCCUAAUCCCAUACCUAAGCUCUAUGUGCGUCCAGUCCAAUUUGUUCCUGUUGAACUCAUCAGCCAAAUCAGCACAGCUCUCGUCGACACCAUGAUUGCAGUACGAGGUAUCGUUAGAGACGCAAGCGACCCCAUUUAUCUGAAUUGGCAUGCCUUUCGCUGUACGCGCUGCCAAACAGAGCAGUCGUUGCGACAGCGUGGACAAUAUUUGCCCCGUCCCUAUCACUGCCUGAAUCAGCAAUGCGCUGCUAAAGACAACUUUCUGGCACUGCGAAAAUCAACAUACACACGAGUCUCGGUGCGACAGAUUAUACGCCUGGAGGAGUCUACCCUAUCAUCGCUUACAAACUAUGAGAGUAAGGAUACAGGAGAAAUAGAUAUUGAAUUACGGCAGGAGUUAGUCGAUACCGCACACAUCGGUCAGGAGAUCAUUGUUACAGGUGUUUUGAAAAUGCGUACACUUAACGCUGGGACUAUCCAACCUACACCCACAUCAUUUGCAGCCGGUUACGGAUAUGGAGCUGGCGAUUUGCAAGUGUAUUUGCUUGCAUGCAGUAUUCAGUACACGCGUGACGUGCAACGACAAUUCAAUAAAUGUGAUUUGGAGGCCUUCGCCUUGAUCAACGCAGAGCCGAACUGCUUUAAGCUGUUCGUGCACUCACUGGCACCAGAAGUGCACGGACAUGAGCUGCCCAAAGCCGCUUGUCUGCUUUCAUUGCUGACAGCUGGUCCUUCUGGUGGCGUCCAUAUGCUGCUGGUUGGCGAUCCAGGCAUUGGCAAAUCAAUGGUACUCCAGAGCUGUGCCCAAAUUAGUGAACGCUCUGUUCUAAUUAACGGAAAGUGCGCAAGUCUAGCGUAUAAUCAGCUGGGCGUGGCAUUUAGUGGGCGGAACAAGCAGGUCAUGGAGGCGGGAGGAUUGAUGUUAGCUGGCAGCACAGGGCACUGUUUAAUUGAUGGCGUGGACAAGUUGGCAUCAAAGCAGAGUCUGCUACUGCAGAGCAUGCAGGCGGGUCAGCUAGGUAUGUUCCUUCCCGGCACCUACGCCUGCCUGGACACGCACACCUCGAUUAUUGGCUGCGCAAAUCCACAGCGCGGUCGGUACGAGCAGUCACGCUAUUUAUUACAGAAUAUACGCCUAUCAGCCGCAUUGCUGAAAGAGUUUCAUCUGAUAUACGUACUUCUGGAUAAUCCUUCCACCUCGCGGGAUAUAUCGCUGACGCAGCAUGUUCAUGCACUUCAUGCAGGAUCCAAGAAGCGGGCGCAUAUCGCCGCUCGCUAUGCGCUCAAGCCAAAGUCGUGUAAAUCUAUGUACGACGGCAGCUUUUACAAUGGAUCCGGAACGACAGAAUAUGAUGAAUACAGUGUUCUGCAAGAAGAUUAUGAUUUGGACAAGCGCUUAGAGCUUAAACCAGAAGAAAUUGCUGAUUUGGAUCUAUUGCCCCCCAAACUAAUGAAGAAAUUUAUCGGCUACGCUCGACAAAACGUAUAUCCCCUUCUUAACGAAGCAUCCAUGAACACAAUUAAGCGACACUUUUUGGAGAUAUGCAACAAUGACUUGAAGAACGAGCAUCGUCAGAUUGGGAUGGGGCAGCUUCUCGGCUUGAUUGCACUAUCGAAGUCACGUGCACGUCUGGAUUUGUCCAAUAUAGUGACGCCUCUACACGUGCGUGAUGUCAUCGCAUUGCUGGCUGCAAGCAUCGCUCAGACAAGUCUUGGCAUUGAUAAAGAUGAAGCGUCCAGUAUCUUGGCCAAAAGAUCACAUCUCCAGAGGUUCGUACACAUGACACAGUUGCGAUCGGCUGCCUUGGGACGAUGCGUGUUUGAUCUCGACGAACUUGAAGAAAUUGCCACGCAAGCAGGAAUCAUUUCUGGAUUUUCUAUGCUUGUGCAAACAGCCAACAUGGGCGGGCAUUUGCUCAAGAAAGGACCAAACUUGUACGAAGUAGUAACCGAAUAACACUCAUCUUUGUAUAAAUCUUUUUUUUUACUUCGUUCACAUAGAUUGUAAGAUAUGUGUGAAGUACAUUUUAAGAAC
Molecule: messenger RNA, 2713 nt
Organism: Drosophila busckii
Lineage: Eukaryota; Metazoa; Arthropoda; Insecta; Diptera; Drosophilidae
Gene: rec
Product: DNA replication licensing factor REC
Exons: 2
Coding region: 20-2635 (871 amino acids)
Cellular component (GO): nucleus; MCM complex
Molecular function (GO): ATP binding; single-stranded DNA helicase activity; single-stranded DNA binding
Source: RefSeq, a predicted model, not a curated record